Peronospora farinosa is the source of this 3246-nucleotide messenger RNA. Lineage: Eukaryota; Oomycota; Peronosporomycetes; Peronosporales; Peronosporaceae. The record is from the annotation of a GenBank genome assembly.
AUGGUGUCCUCUUCGCGAGACACGACAAGCUCGAGCCGGAAGCGCAAAGCAGACACCUUUGAAUGGGAGUCGUCCAAGGAGAACGUGAUGCCACUCAAGCGUGGCCGUAAUGUGGCUGACUUGAACAAGGCCUUGCGCGCACACGACUCGUUUCAUACCAAGCUUCGACUGGAGGAUGAGGUGAAAGCCAAGGAGUGCGCCAUUGCGGCCUACGACGGAGACGAUCCACUCGCCAACUGGCUCGAGUACGUGCGGUGGCUGGAAGUCAAGAUGCCUGAGGAUACGCGGAAAAAGUUCAAAGUGCUGGAGAAAUGUACGCGAAAACUCAAGGACAAUCCACGAUACAAGAACGACUCGAGAUACGUCCGUCUCUGGAUCCAAUACGCGGACUUGGUGUCCAAUCCGAAAGACAUUUUCAAGUAUCUGUAUCAGAACAAAAUCGGUGAGCGCGUCUCAUUGUUCUACAUCGGAUGGGCCUACGUGCUCGAGACAAUGGCCAACUACCCACAAGCACACAAGAUUUAUUUAAAAGCCAGCCAAAAGAAUGCAGAGCCACAGGAUCUAUUGGAAAGGAAAUACAAGGAAUUUCAGCGGCGCAUGAGCCGUCAGUGGUUGAGAAUGACCGAAGAGACUGGAACCGGCGACAUUGACGAGGUAACUCACCGCCGUGCUCUCGAAAGUUUAUCGACAUAUGGAAUGCUAGAACUGAACGAUGCACAGCGCCAACAGCUACACCAGCAUCGAGCGUCUGCCCGGGCUCAACGUGUUCAGAAAGCGAGUGCACACAAACCGGUAUUUAUUAUCUACGAGGAUCCUGUAGUACGCUCUAUCGAUCCUUUUGGUGGUAACAGUGGUUGGAAAAAGCUCGGCACUAUGCAGCAACAGGACAAAGAAAACGAGCUGGCACCCAGUGCGUGGAAUUCACCUGCUGCACCCAGUGCGUGGAAUCCAUCGGCUGCUCCCAGUGCGGUUGAGGCUGUUCAUCAUCCUGAGCGUCUACCGUUGUCCACAUCGAGAAGCCAUCCAGAUUCCAGCCCACUUCAGGUCUUCGUGGAUGAUGAAUUUUCUGUGCCUCAAAACAAAUUAAAGCGACGAACACCUCUGACACAUCGUUCUCAAACACUGCGACAGCGCGUGGAGGGAGUAGCUACUGAAGAAGAAAUGCUUGCGCAGGAACCAUUGAAGAACUUCACGACUAGCGACAAGACGCCACGUGUGCAGAAUCAAGAAGCGACAAGCAGGUUGGAAAAACCCUGCUAUGAUGUUAGACUGACCACAUCCAGGACUGGUGAAGCCAUUUCUUUUGAAGAAAUCCGAGCACGUGUGUACAAGCACGCAUACAAUCGACGUGAUCGGAUUGGUCAGCGGGCACUGCAAAUUGUGUCGCGCAAUGUAGACUCUGCAUCCAAUGUAGUUGCGUCUUCGUCAGCAGCAACCACGUCAGCGAUUGUUUCGAUAGCUUCUCUGCGUUCAUCGCAAAAAGCAGCCACCAUGCGGCCAAUUUCUCGCGAUGUAAAGCUUGCUGAGCGAGAACCAGCAUUACCGCUGGUAUCUGGAGCAGCAAUGCCAAGCGAGCGAACUGUAGUGCACAACGGUGAUCAAGAAGACAUGACUAUUAACACUCGUGUUGCAUUAGAGGAUAUCAACAGCAUGUUUUGCAGUCCACCAAGACUGCGAAAGGCUACUGUUUGGGAAGACAAGGAAGAGGAUCCCGUCGAACGGAAACUUCACUUCAGUGUGUUCGAUGACUCGGUUGAUAGCACAGCGAUAAGUGCGCAGGAUCAAUCGCUGGGACAAGAUCCGAACGAUUCUGUUCCAGCACAGACAUUUCAGGUUUUCACCGAUGAUGUCCCUGAGGAGCCACGGACAGGAAAAAAGGCUUUGGGUCAAAAGAGGAAGCCCCUCGCGGCCAGAGAUGACCUGGUGAGAAGUGGACGUCUAACGAACAAAGAUGCUCUCAUGCAAGCAGAGAAGGAAGCCACAGCGAAGGAAUCUCCUGGAAGCGUAUGUCGUAGCCGCUGGAUUCAAGGUGCCACCAAGAACGUAGCGCGAGAGGGACCGUUGAGAAAUAGUACUCGCACCGAUUUGAGACCGCGAAACUUGGAUCCGUAUACUUACGAAAACCGCCAAGCUCUGAUCCUUGAUCAACGGGUUGACUGGUACUUGUGUUCGAGACCUGAUGCCGUUAAACUGUAUUCACAAAAGCUGCCCCGACUCCCGUGCAAUAAUCCGGCCAAGCGGAAGCUACGAAAACCGGUUAUCUUCAAGGCCAGCCCAACACUAACACUUCAGCUAGUCGGAGUGCUAGGUUCAGGCUCAUUUGCAUAUGUAUUCUCAGCAAACAUUGUUGACACGGCCAGCUGCGUCACUUGCAGCAAGGCUGUUAAGUUUGAAAAGAAACGCCAGAACUUAGCUUGGGAAUUCUACGUUACGAACAAGAUCAUACAGAUAUUGAGGGAUGAGAACAAGCUUCUUCCGGAUGAGAAAAUCCCUGUGCCAACAUUUAGCGGACUCCAUCUGUUCUCGAAUGGAGCUUUCCUCCUUAUGGAUAAGGGCCACAUUGGCACGUUGUACGAUGUCCUCAAUUGCUACAAACAGUCAGGCAUCAACUUUCCCGAAGUACUAGCUGCAUAUUACAGUAUUAAGAUGCUACGUUGCAUCGAGCUGGUCCACAGUGCAAAAGUCCUCCACGGCGACAUCAAACCGGACAAUUGGCUGAUGAUACCAGGAAAUCCUCCGUCGGAGUUGUGUACAAAACUUCAAGGGCGACACGAGGAUAAGAAUUUCGACGCUGGUGAUCUCUACUUAAUCGACUAUGGGAGGUCUAUCGAUCUCAGUCUUUACCCGGAUGGAACAGACUUCACCGGCAAUUGCCACGUAAAAGGCUUUCAAUGCGUCGAAAUGUUAACGCAGCGCCCGUGGACAUAUCAAGUCGACACGUUUGCCUUUUGCGGAACGAUGCACUGCAUGCUUUUUGGAGACUAUAUGGAAGUCAAGCCACAGUGCGACUCUAAGGGCACAACGCGUUGGGAGAUCGUCAGGCCAUUUAAACGUUACUGGCAGGUCAACAUGUGGAAGUACCUUUUUCACGUGUUGCUGAAUGUAAGCAGUUGUACGGAGCAGCCUUCUUUGUCCAACCUUCGAAGGCGCUUGGAAGAUUACUUCGUGUCCGAUACAAGCCGUCAACAAGAACUCAUGAAACAGCUAGGUCGACAAGACAGGUUUCUCAGAAAGUCAACCGUUUAG